GCCCAUCUCAUGUGUGGUAUGCGGUACUCCGUACCUUAUGCCAUUGAAAUUCCCACCCCCAUUUCCGUUCAUCGCCUUCUACCGACGACGACUUCCCAUCCCCGUCUCUCAUCCCCCCCUCUUCUCAACCUGCACACUGUCUAUUCCUGAGAAAAGCUCCUACCUGCCCACAUCGAGCCUCUUUGAUCCCACAUCCAUUGUCAAUUCCGCUCCAUCUGGACUCCACCGCUGCUCCUCUCUGUCACAGCUUGCUAGCUUUGAGCGUCAUUCUGAUCGGUUGCCGGAGCCUACUCCGCUGCUAUCCGCCUCAGCCAGUUUGGCCUCGAUCCUCAACACGGCUCCGAGCAUCACCAUCCCUCUCUUCUCUCCAACAACCUGGGAGAUCUCGCCCGGCUCUGCUUCCGUCGUCUUUUGCUUGGCAACCUCCGACCCAUCCCUGCCCUCCCGCCGACAUCUUCCUUGUGUGACCGCGACUGCGACGGCCCCAUCAAACUGCAAGCAUUACCAGCCCAGUGCCCACACCACCACCACCUGAGCAUCCUUGUCUGGCUGAUGGCAAGACGUUGCCGCGCUCUCACCACGCUGCAACCGGCACAACGACAAUAGGCUGACUGUCAUGACAUUGGCCUUCUUCGCCAACAUCGACAAAGUAAUACUCGAAGCUCAGCUUUACGACUGAUCGAUAUUCUGUCUAGCCGGGUGCAUCAUUUUCCGCUUCUUCCUCGAACCACCAGAGCUUCCGUACGCUCCGGGUCGUUAGCAGUCUUUCGGCGCGUUGGAACGGCAUUCCGCUGAUCUCUGCCUACCGUUUCCCGUCACGAAACGCCCGGUCGCCGGCCUGCUUCGACCGUAUUGCUCUCAUAUUGUCCGACUCGGCAGCUCUCCAGAUCGUCGACAGUGACUUUUCUCACUGACGCACGAUCAGCUGCCCCAAUCAUCUGUGGUACGCAGAUUUCAAACCUUCAUUGAGAACCCCGCAGUACCUUCAGACUCCCGUCCUCAGCGAUAUAUCGCAACCUCCCUUUCACCAGCCCCUCCCGUCCUUACCGUUUGCGCCUACCUUGCCCUUCCAUGUAACAUACUUCUCCUCGCCCUGUCACUCCAUCCCAGAACACUUUUCAGGCCAGUGUGUGGUAUUGCCUUUCUGCGUGUGGGAGAGUGCGAAUACCCACGGUGCCCCGUUUACAAGCGACCCCUCCGUUUCUACACAAUAUCAAGGUAUUCUCAGUUACUCUUGAUGAUGCCUGUCUCCCAGCUCCACCGAGUCACCCACUUCCAUCUUCAUCAUUGACCUGUCGCAAUCCUAAUCCAUCGUUCCCCCAUACUACCUCUUCUUAAUUCUGCGUACUCCUUCUUUGAUGUUGUCAAACGCAGACACUAACCAUCAGGCAUUGUAGCGUGCCCUCCUGCGUUUUCGAUCUCGACGAGGAUCAGCUUCGCUUCUUGAACAAAGCAGCACCUUCUCGUAUCCGAAGCCACCACACGUCCUCGUUGACACCGCGCCGCGCAACCAAUUUCGGGUCUUGUCCAUCGCCAAGUACACGCAGGCGUCGAGAUCAGUCCGAUUUUUGGCCAAACUCUUCAUCGUGUGUUUUCUCGCUUUUCCACCUUCUUGCCCGCGGUCUUCGCUUUUGCCUAUUUUUUCCCUCUCGUACUGCCCGGCGUCGUUAUCGGUACCCUGGGUACUGUCUCUCGACCCAGCAAGCAAGCCCAAAGCCAGUGCCACACGCAAACCAGUUGGUAGUCUUUACGCAUUGGGUAGGUCAGCAGCACACGAUACAACGUUUAUCGUCCUACUCUGGAUCAGAUAACGCUUCCCCACGACCAGAACACCCAUUUUCAGCAGAAUUUGAGCUCGACACUUUCGCCAGACCUGGCGAGAUCCUUACCCUGGACGAUGAAUACCCCUCCGAGCUUCUUCAAUGAUGCGGUUGAUAUUGCAACACCGACUAACAAUGACUUCCCCAGCGAUCAACCACGAACACUACAUCUAGAUUCGCUCGAUUUAGUUCGACCGGAAGAUAGCGACACAUCGGAGAACAUGGCACACCAUCCUUCCGUAUAUAUGGCUGUCCCGGGUGCCUGGGAUCCACUGGUGACUGGCAUGCCCUCAUUCUACAGCCAUCAUGGCCAAACACAGUACAACACGAAGCAAGAAGACGUCGAAGAUAGGCCGACAAUACUAAAUAUACCUCCGGCUUCAUCAUUUCAAUCGGGUGCGCGGGCCGACGCCAACAUCUCGACGCAGCCUCGACCGUCAAAAUCGAGUCGAGCAGCGGACCCUUAUGAUGCCAGCCCACCCAGGAAGAAGGGAAGGAAAGGCAAAGCUCCGGAGCAGAAUAACCAAGACCCUAAAAGAGACAAGUUCCUCGAACGAAACCGCGUCGCUGCGAGCAAAUGUCGCCAAAAGAAGAAGGAGUGGGUCUCAGACCUUCAGGAAACCAAGCAGGGACUGGAGAACCAGCAUGCACAGCUGCAGAUGGAAUACAAUGGACUGGUUGAUGAAGUUACGAGAAUGAAGAACGAGCUCAUGUCGCACGCCAAUUGCAACGAUCCGAACAUCAACCUAUGGCUCGACAACGAAGCCCGGCGAUUCGUUCAGGUGAGCGCAGAGCGUGUAAAAAAGCAAAGUCUUGAUGCCAGCCGCAUGGCUGGCAACAGGCCAUUCGGCACUGGGGGAGGAUAUAGACCGUCAAUUGACAGUCAAAUAUCUCUCAUAUCGCCUGCCCGCUCAGAGCGUGCUAUGACGAGCCUGUCAUCGAGAUCUGGAAGUGAUGCUGAUAUCAAUUACGACCACAUGCCCGACAGUGCUUUCGACCACGCCUAGGGCGCUGUGGCUGGCGACGAUGUGGAAUGAAUAGCAAGGCGCUGAGACCUGAGAAGCUGAGCCUUUCUGGGCACAGCAUAAGUAAGAAGCUCUCGCUAUCUUGAGUGGGGUUUCCAGAAUAGGAGUUCGGAUUGAUUCGGGGACAUAGCAAUGCUAUGGUCAAUGACUUGGGAUUAUAAUGACAACAAGGAACCAUACGGAAGAGUUGAGCCGCCAGCUACCGGACCAGCGCUGGGAAAACGACCUGAUACCCUGGGGGAAAGUUGGGCUGUACAUCUUUUGAGGUGAAGAAUUCAACAAGCCGAACUAGCGAUAGGGGAUUCGGAUAGACACAAGAUAACGAUAUGAACAAAGAAAAUUCGGCACAAAGCCACUAGGCAGAUGCUCUGAUCUUACGCGGGGUGUAAGGCCCUGUUCAGACCGGAUGCUGAAUGGGGCAAGAUGCUGACACCUGGAACCCCUCGGGGUACCGUUCUCUCAAGUGGUAGUACGACUUGGGUAGGUACACGGAGACCAUAUCCAAACGGCCGGAACAUUGGUUCGAGCCCUACGGCAGAGCCAGCCGCCCAUCAGUAGCUGAUCUGUGAGAAGCUUGCUCGCAGGGUGUUAUCAUGGCGGGUCCAAACAGGCGAGCUGGGUCGCUGUCAUCGUCGGUGACGAGAAUGUCGUUUGCCGUAUCUUGGACGUUCGAGACCUUGAAAAUGCGGGCUUUCCUUCAUGUUUCUUCUUCCAUUCCCUUUUUCUCUCCGACAUAUUCUAUCGGAUCGUCUGCGUGGAUGUCGAUGAAAGGCAAGUUUGGCGAUGGAGUCGGUGUCCACUAAACACUUCAUCACUUUCAUUCUCCCCGAGUCGAGCAGAAUAAAAGGGGUCCAGCGGUCGUUGCUACGCAAUUAUUCGAUGGCAGCAGGGGAUGUUGGGUGUUGUAUUCGAUGAGUUCUCGAUGUUGCCCGUACUAGUGCUGGGGUGGGGUGAGUUGAGCUUUCGACCUCGCUUCCGGGGCGGGGGGGUCGGUAUUAGGGGUCAUCGGUUCUAAUGAGCUUGAGUAAGUUCUUGCCGAGACCAUGAUGUGGUAUCCUUGUCGAUGGAAUAUCGGUCAAUAUGAGUGUCCUUGUCGGCUGUUGUUGCGUGUGGUGUUAUGAGGGUCGAGUUCAGGGUUGAGGACGGGGCGAAUCGUUUGGGAGCUGGUCGGUUGGAGCUGGUCGGUUCCACGAGGGAUUGUAUGGAGGCAAAGGUUCGAGGAUAGAGGGAAAUAGGUUACAGUUGUACUGAAGAUCGGGUUCGAAGCCAUUGAGGAAUUUGUGAAGUCGAGAGCAGUCGAUGUAUCGAAGGGGCGGGGUGUGAGACGGGAACAAUAGGGUGGGUAGGCGGGUGGAGAAGAUCGAUGCCCCCGAAGAAUCUUGCCAUCGAGACUGACGCGCUGAUACCAAGUGGUAGCAUGUAUCAAAAGCCCUUCUCCCGUAGAUCUUGGCGCCGUCGGAGGAGAAUUGAGAAGCUUGCCUGAGAAGCUGGGAGGUGUACCUGGUGUUACUUGGAAGUGUGUUCAAGCUGGCAGAUAGCUUCAGCAACAGUACCAAAGUACGGGCACACCGCCAUGGAAAGAAAGGAGCGAGAAGGGGAGGAAAGAGUACCAGAAUAAAACCAAGUCGAUAUGCUGUGAGGGCAAGUCGGUUUUUGAACUAGAAGAAAUUGGCAUGGAGGAGAAGGAGAAGGAGGAGGAGCUUGCCCCGGGAUCCUACGUCAGAUUUGGGUAGCUACAGACUGUACCUUAGCUUGUGCUGCACUACGUCAGUACGGGCCCCCUUGGAUUCGAUUCCCUGGGUUCCCCAUUCGCAACGACAACAAUACAACAUCACAGCUGUGGCCUUGAGAAGCGAAGUGGGGGAGGUCGAAGGGGGACCUUGUCCUGUCGUCUUCCCGGGGGAUUUCACUUGCUUCCGGGAGGGAGGGGAUGUCGCUCAUGGCAUGGCAUGAUAGGUGAGUAGAAGUUGAUGAAGGGAGGGAACAAGAGUGGUG
Messenger RNA from Colletotrichum scovillei, 4840 nucleotides. RefSeq names its product bZIP transcription factor. The record is from RefSeq and is a predicted model, not a curated record. Gene Ontology annotation, biological process: regulation of transcription by RNA polymerase II. Gene Ontology annotation, molecular function: RNA polymerase II cis-regulatory region sequence-specific DNA binding; DNA-binding transcription factor activity, RNA polymerase II-specific. NCBI's taxonomy places the organism in Eukaryota, Fungi, Ascomycota, Sordariomycetes, Glomerellales, Glomerellaceae. The transcript is spliced from 2 exons. The coding region runs from base 1898 to 2827 and encodes 309 amino acids.